This is a messenger RNA of Arabidopsis lyrata subsp. lyrata, 1161 nucleotides long. RefSeq names its product paired amphipathic helix protein Sin3b. Lineage: Eukaryota; Viridiplantae; Streptophyta; Magnoliopsida; Brassicales; Brassicaceae. Gene Ontology annotation, cellular component: histone deacetylase complex; chromatin. The record is from RefSeq and is a predicted model, not a curated record. Gene Ontology annotation, molecular function: transcription corepressor activity. Gene Ontology annotation, biological process: negative regulation of transcription by RNA polymerase II.
AUGGUUGAAAGAAACUUAUUACCAGAGUUUACUAUUGAUGAUGCUGUUUCGUACUUCCUUGCUGUGAGUGACGCAUUACAGGAUGAUGAACCUGCAAAAUUUCAAGAGUUUCUCAACAUUUUUAGGGAUUUUGAAGCUCGUAGAGUCGACACACCUACUGUCGUUGCAAGAAUGGAGGAACUAUUGUAUGAUCACUUCAAUCUGCUUCUUGGUUUAAAUACCUUCCUUCCCGUUGAGUUUUGGAUAACCAUCCCUCCUGUGGCUAGAAAAGAGUCCGGCCAAUUUCAAAAGGUGGUUGGAAAAAGGCUACCGCCGCCGAAGCCUACCAUGGGUGAUGCGACUUCAUAUAUCGCUGCUCUGAAGGAAGCAUUUCAUGAUGAACCUGCAAAGUAUGAGGAAAUUCUUAAGCUCUUGAACAAUUUUAAAGCUCGCAGAGUCGAUGCUGCUAGUGUCAUUGCAAGGGUGGAUGAACUCUUGAAAGAUCACCAGAGCCUGCUUCUUGGUUUCAGUCUCUUUCUUUCAGCUAACAUGAAUUCUAUCAGGAAGCCAAAGGGUUUGUUUCAGGGAGAUGGUAGUCAUGUAGUUAACUCAGUUCUUCAAGAGGGAAACAAGUCCAAAAAUGAGGUAGGGGACACUUUGUGUGUUGCACUUGUUCAGGGUCAUGAAGAGACGGAAAAGAUUGUAGAGCUUCUAACGACGAGUGACUGUCAAUUUCACACCACCAUGGUUGAAAGAAACUUAUUACCAGAGUUUACUAUUGAUGAUGCUGUUUCGUACUUCCUUGCUGUGAGUGACGCAUUACAGGAUGAUGAACCUGCAAAAUUUCAAGAGUUUCUCAACAUUUUUAGGGAUUUUGAAGCUCGUAGAGUCGACACACCUACUGUCGUUGCAAGAAUGGAGGAACUAUUGUAUGAUCACUUCAAUCUGCUUCUUGGUUUAAAUACCUUCCUUCCCGUUGAGUUUUGGAUAACCAUCCCUCCUGUGGCUAGAAAAGAGUCCGGCCAAUUUCAAAAGGUGGUUGGAAAAAGGCUACCGCCGCCGAAGCCUACCAUGGGUGAUGCGACUUCAUAUAUCGCUGCUCUGAAGGAAGCAUUUCAUGAUGAACCUGCAAAGUAUGAGAAAAUUCUUAAGCUCUUGAACAAUUUUAAAGCUCGCACGUAA